This is a messenger RNA of Rotaria sp. Silwood2, 912 nucleotides long. The record is from the annotation of a GenBank genome assembly. Lineage: Eukaryota; Metazoa; Rotifera; Eurotatoria; Philodinida; Philodinidae.
AUGAUGCACUUUGUACUAGCUCAACAAUUCAGUAAAAUUGUUGUAACUCAAGAAAAAGCAUGGUAUUCAGCACUUUAUGUUGAAGUGGAUUUUAAAUAUAUGUCUCAACUUGAUUAUUGUUAUUUUGUUUUUUUUUCUAGUCGUCUUCAAUCAUCUUCACCAGCUAUAACGGUACACUAUUUAAGUCCACUUGUUCUUCGUAAAGAACUUGAAAAUAUAAUUGAAACACCUGAUCACAAUAAUAGUGAUUUAUAUAAAAUGGAUUUUAAAGAAAAACAUCCAAUAUUAUUUUGGAACUUGAUUUGGUUUUUUCGACGCAUUCAUGUAUCAAGUUAUUUAUUUCAAAUGCUUUUACGUUCAUUAUUAUAUCCAUUAGAUAAUGAAACUAAACGAGAUUUUAAAAAGAAUAAAUGUGUUUUGGGACAAGAACUUAUUAGUGAAAAAACUUCAAUACGUAUACGUUGUAUGUGGGAUAGUGCAAUUAGUCAUAGUGAUAUUGCUGAACCAAUGUAUAAAACAUGGGAACAUGAUGGUUAUGAUGGAUGCCAUACACCAGUUGCCAAUGCACUAAUUACGGACGAACAUAGUACCGUUACUGGAAAAGUAAUACGAUCCAUAGUUGCUUGUAUUGAACAAAAUGAUCUAUACAAUCCAAUUCGAUUAUUUAUUAAAGAAUCAUCAAAGUCAAUACGUCGUCGUAUUCGUCGACGUUCAAUGUACAGAGAAAUUCUAUUUUUAGCUAUUGUUGCACUUGGCCGUGAAAAACUUUCUUAUGAUGCAUUCGAUCGUCAAUAUAAUAAUGUAUUUCAAAAAUUAAAUGACAAACAACGUCAACUUAUCUAUGACUUUGAUAAAUGUCCAUCAUUAGCUGCUGUUAUGUGUCGUCGAUUAUUUUCAUCAUUAGAACUUUAA